CAUUAAUCUAUCACUCACCAUGAAGCACAUCUUUAUGUUGGCUGUUGUCGGUACCGUGUUUGUGCAUUUGGUUUCCGCUCAAAACCCUCAGGAGCAAGAAGAGGCAGGGAUGGCGGACAGAGCUUUGUUUUGUGACGACCAGACAGCUGACAUAAGGAAGUCUUUAGUCAGAUGUAUGAAGAGUUCUGAAUAUUCUAAAGUGUACUCAGAUUUUGUUCUUGAAUGUCAUCCUGGCUUAGAGAAGUACACAGUAGAAAAUCUAGUAAAAUAUACAUGUGAAGCAAGUGACGAUUUUUUUAUGCAGAAAGCAGAAUGUGACAAACAAGCUUUACAGAAUUCCAAAAAUGCUGAAGAAAUAGGAAAAGUGGUGCAAGGAUAUAUGAUGUGUUUCGUCUUUGCGCUUUCAAUGAAGGGAUAAUAGAGCGUUGCCGAAGGAGGAAAAGGAAAAUCAAGAUUUUAUUAAAACUAAUUUUUUUUAUUUUUGGCAGGAAAUAAAUUCAACUCUUAUGAAUACUGUGUAUGCUUUGAUCAAAAAAUACAGACGCAAACAUUUUCAGCAGAACGUACGUUUUUACAUGAAUAAAGAUUUUCAU
This is a messenger RNA of Uloborus diversus, 593 nucleotides long. RefSeq lists its product as uncharacterized. NCBI's taxonomy places the organism in Eukaryota, Metazoa, Arthropoda, Arachnida, Araneae, Uloboridae. The transcript has 6 exons. The record is from RefSeq and is a predicted model, not a curated record. The coding region runs from base 20 to 418 and encodes 132 amino acids.